UAGAGCAAGUAACAUACAAUGUCGGGAGCUGCUAUCAUUGUUAAGCCUUCAAAAAGGUAUUUGUUUAAAUAUUCCUAGCUUUAUAUACUGAUGAGCUGCAUUUCUUCGUAUUUUUUGGAGCACUGUCUUUGCUAUUACUCAACUAUUUCUUAGCUUAUUCUUACAGAAGGCCUACCUAGAAAGUUUUAUUUAGACAAAGAAUCCUACCUAUUUCGUGUGCACAGGAAGUUAUAGGCCCUACCUUACACACCUUAUCCGCUUGUAGACAGCAAUCACUUUAUAAUUCACAGUAGGCCUAAGAUGAAUAAAUAUGACAGACGGUUUAUUAUCUACAUUGAUGAAGAUGGAAUGUUAUCCGUUCCUGAUUUGUUUUGCUCUGUUUGCAUCAUUUACUUGUACUUUGCCACUCACUUGUUAUAACUACGACCCUCUAUCGAUUAAUGGAACACAACCUCCCGAUGAUCUACUGUGUCCAGAAAGAUGUAACUGCACAUAUUGUGCAAACAGAGGAACACCAAUCUUAAAGUACCGCCAUGAUGUAGAUUGUUCAAAUCGGCAAUUAGCAAAUAUUCCUUUAAAGAACACGGUACCAACUGAUGUUGCUUUUUAUUUCUUGCAAAACAAUAUUAUCAAAUCACUAAAGAACAAUUCCUUUAAGACAUUACACGCCCUAGAAUAUUUGAGGCUUUCCCAUAACAAGCUAUAUUACUCAAGUAUUGAAUCCGACGCAUUCAGUGGAUUGAGAAAGCUAAGCGAUCUCUCGAUGAGUAAUAACAAUUACCUCAGUAAGCUUCAAGCAGAAUGGUUCGUAGACCUUGUUUCGCUGGAACGAUUGCAUCUUGACUUCUGCGGAAUUACCACAUUAGAGAGUGAUGUAUUUAAGCAUUGUAAAUAUUUGAAAAAAGUUGAUCUUUCUGAUAAUGAAAUUGUGUCAUUCCCAACAACCCUUUUCCAAAAUAUGUCUGCACUUAUGUUUCUAUAUAUGCACCAUAAUAAAAUAGGUAAACUCCCGAAUCAAGCAUUUGUCCAUUCCAACCGUAUGCAGGCAAUAUCUCUCCAUGACAAUUCCAUCACUGCCAUUAAGGAGAAUGUUGGGUUUCAAAACCUGAACCAAUUGCAGAUACUAUAUGUAUCAUACAACAAAUUCUCUUGUGAUUGUAAUUUAGUCUGGUUUAGAAAUUGGAUAGACAAGACGAACGUCACACUUGAAGACAUUGGGGAUACAAAAUGUACAUAUGGACAAAGAAAGGUGUACAUAAAACUGCUUGAUUUUGAUCCUGAUACUAUACAGUGUAGCAAAUUAUUUAAGAUCUUAAGGAUUACCAUUUCGUCUGUGUCAGCUGGAGUUACCAUUGUAAUAAUUGGAUCUAUCCUGUACUGCUUCAGAUAUGAUUUAAGGUACUGGAAUCAACGACGACGUCUUAGGAAGCAAUAUGAAAAAAUCAACAAUCAAGGACCACCACCAAUUGAUGGAGAAAACAUUAAAUAUGACGCGUUUGUGUCCUACAACAGCAAAGACCAACAUUGGAUCAUUUCUGUAUUACAACCAUCGUUGGAAAUCGAUCGCAAUUUCAAACUGUGUGUUGACUACCGCGACUUCAUUGUGGGAGAAGCAGUUGUUGAUAAUAUCGCGAAUGCUGUUAAAUACAGCCGUAAAGUCCUGUUGGUUGUCUCCAAAAACUUCAUCAAAAGUGAAUGGUGUUACUUCGAACUGGAGAUGGCACGCAUGCGCAUGUUCGACAAUCACGAAGAUAUUCUGGUUGUGGUUGUACUUGAGAAGGUGUCUGCGAAAGAUAUGCCGAUCCUAUUGCAUAAGAUACUGACCACGAAAACGUACAUUGAGUGGGAAGAACAUCCCGAGGGACAGGCAUUGUUCUGGGUUAAGCUGGAAGCAGCACUCUUGUCACCUAAUUGCCCAAAAUACAGACUUUUAAAUAAUCCUCAAGAAUGAAUAGAAUUACGUAACUAACUAUGUACCGGUAACAAUUUUAUUUCAAGCCAAUUGUUUAGUGUACAUGUAGUAUUUUUCUCUUUGAAUGCUUUUAGAGAUGAUGUAAUUAUAAUGCGCUAUAUAUUGUACUUACUUAUAUCAUGUCAUAAGGAAAAGCCCUAUGUUCUGUUUUAUCAACAGCUGGCAUAGUGAAUCUAGAGUUCUACAUGCCAUUAUAUAGAGUUUUCUAGACUCGACAUAAACAAUAUUGGAAUGGAUCACAAUUUUAUAGUAAUUAAGUCUGAUUAAUUACAGUUGACCAGUAAAAUCAGAAUGUCUUUGUCUUCUUUGAUAAUUCUAAUAAAUUCUUUAUUAGAAAUAGUGUGAAUCUACAUUAUAAUUAUGCUCAUAUUUCAAAGCCUAAAAUUACAGUGUAUAACACAUUACGUCAGAUAACGUCUAGGAUUCAAAACCUACCGGCUUGAAAAUUUGUAGCAACAUAGACCAUCAAAGUUUUCAACUCACGAAGUGAACAUAAUCCCAUAUUUCGCUUAAUUGAGGGUAAAAUAAUGACAUUACUGUCGAUAUUUACUCUGGAAUUUUAGCUGUUUUGAACACGUCGUGGCAUUUCUUACAUAGUCACUUAGAUUCAUGGUUAGACUAAAAGGCCAUGUAAAAAAAAUAAGUUGUUGAUCGUCCCUUGAUUAUCAAUCAUGCUAUGACAAAUAUUGUCUCAACCCACAUUUCAACUUCGUGUAAUUAUUUUGUAUUUCAUUUGUUUGUCCGUACAUCGAGUUGUUAUAGUGUAUAAAUCCCACUUUGAUCAAACACUUCAAAUGAGGCCUUGCUCUCCAUGGGGAAUUUGAAGACUCGGUAUGUAUCAAAGUGUCUACUAAGCUAUGUACAACAUUCUUAUUUCCUAUCAGUAAUCUUCAACAUGUCACAAAUAUAUAAUUUCUAAAAUAAAUGUACACUAAUUAGUAAGCCGGGCCUAUAAACUAAUCGCCUUACUUCAUUAAUCCUACCUAAGCAUAUAAUACCCUACCAUAUUUCAACACAAAUAGGACUAAUAAAUAUGACUAUUAAAGUUAAGCAUGGACACAAUAUAUGCAUAUAACGCUCACCACCACAUUCCAUAAGUUGACUAUAUAUGGUAUUGUCACUGGGACACAGAAACCAGAUUGGAAUGGUACAAGAAAAAUUAACAAAAAAAUAUAAUCAUACAUUUUAUCAACAAUAACCUUUUCAAAAAUUAUAUUUAUCUAUAUUUUAUUGGGCCCACAACGUGGGGGGGGGGUAAUUAUUUUUUUUCCACAUACUGUACAGUUAAGGCAAAAAAUAUAGAGGACGAAAUUUUAGGUUAAAUGAAAUGAAAUGUAAUGAAAAAAAUGAAAUGCAUGCACAUUCAUUUUUAUCAGUUCACUAAUUGACCUUAACUAUCGCCCUCUUUAUAAAUUAAUAUUGAUAAAUGCUUUAUUGGUAUUGAUGUGUAAAAGAAGAAAAAAUCAAAUACUUGUCUUAAACCAUUUCUCCAUUAUUUGAAUACUUGUUUUUUGUAAUUUUUUUUCUUUUGUAUUAUUUCUUAACUCGUACAAAUAAUUGUAUUCUUAUGAAAAUUAUAUAAAUAUAUGAAAAAAAGCAAAAUAUAUUAAAUGUUGGUAUAAAGAGAACACGAGGUUAACGUGGAAAAAACUAUUUGAAGCAGAAAUAUUGUACUGAUGUUUGUUUAAUGCAGAUAUUUUUGAAUAAAAGUGGUGGUCAUGCCACGAAAGAGAAAAAAAAAACUCUCGCCCUGGAUAAUUUCUGCCUUAACUCUAUGUGAAAAAGAUGGAUGAAAUCAUGGAACUGGACAUACUAAGCGAGGUACGGUGGAA
Molecule: messenger RNA, 3804 nt
Organism: Anneissia japonica
Lineage: Eukaryota; Metazoa; Echinodermata; Crinoidea; Comatulida; Comatulidae
Product: toll-like receptor 13
Exons: 2
Coding region: 311-1951 (546 amino acids)
Biological process (GO): inflammatory response; immune response; toll-like receptor signaling pathway
Cellular component (GO): membrane
Molecular function (GO): transmembrane signaling receptor activity; protein binding
Source: RefSeq, a predicted model, not a curated record